Chelonia mydas (Green sea turtle) is the source of this 4526-nucleotide messenger RNA. RefSeq names its product zinc finger protein OZF. The record is from RefSeq and is a predicted model, not a curated record. Bases 1233 to 2246 code for a protein of 337 amino acids. The transcript is spliced from 2 exons. Gene Ontology annotation, biological process: regulation of transcription by RNA polymerase II. NCBI's taxonomy places the organism in Eukaryota, Metazoa, Chordata, Testudines, Cheloniidae. Gene Ontology annotation, molecular function: RNA polymerase II cis-regulatory region sequence-specific DNA binding; DNA-binding transcription factor activity.
ACUACAGCAAUUCCCCCCAGGAAGUGGUGCUGUGCAAGCCAGCCCCGACUGCAUAUCGAGGGAUGGAGCUCAGAGCAUCUGGCGCCGCGCUAAGGAUGGUCUGAAUGGGCUCACUCUGGGAAUAUCCCUUCCAUAGAUCUGCCUUCCCUUAUCUCCCAGCCUUCCCCUCCCCCAGGCCCCAACAUCCCUCCCGCUCGCUGGGUCCCUUUGUUCUACCCUUGCACUCACUGUAGCCCUUAGGACAGUCAGACACUGCAAGAGGCAGGAGUGGAAACAGGCUCUCCUAACCCUGAAGAGAGGAGAGGUCUGGGAACUCACAGCGGUUAUAAUCACAGCGUCAUCAGGGAACCGGACAGGAAAACACCUGGUGAGAUUUCAGCUCAGUGGGUAAAAGGUCCACGAGUGGAAACUAGAGAAGAGAAACACCAUAAAAAUAUAAAGCAACUGGAGGAACGGGAGUUUCCGAGAGAAAGACACAAAGAGCUGGUUUCUGGAGCAGUGAUAAUGAGAGAAGCUGAAACAGCUGGAGGAGACUGAGAAAGAAGAGGAAGCCAGCAGAAAACAAGCCAGAUACAUUCACUGCUGGUGAAAGAAGUUUCAACAAACUCAGCAGCGUUUUUAAGAUUCCCAGUGCCGUGCACACAGAUAUGGUACACAUACAAUAAUCACACCCAUUAGUCACCACAGAAAAAAAACAUAUCCGUUUGGGGGAAAAACUCAUGGAAUCUUCACAGAAUUAACAGAGCUGGUUGAAUGAUACGAAACAUAUUUUGGAGACUGGAAGCUAUUAAUUUGGUUCCAUGUUAUUCCUGCAGUCACAUUCUUUGCUAUUCACCAGUAUUUGAAUAGCCAUCGGGCAUUUGUGAAAAUGUCUGCGCACCGCCAGAGUUUCAUGAAUUUUAACUCCAGUGAUUACCUGUCCAAACCUUCAUCCUGGGAAACACAUUUUUCAUUAUUUACUAUUCAUUAUUUUUUUAGUUUAAACGUUUCAGCCAUCCAGUCAGGGAGCAGAAACAAGCCCAUGGGACCGAGGUGAUCAGUCAACCCCCCACGAAUAAUGAAUAGUAAAUAACCUGUGGACAACCCAUAGACUGAGAUUUAUUAGCACAAACCCGCUGGUGAACACAUGCACAUUGCAAAGAUGCUCAGGCCCAGGAGAAAGGGCUGAAUCCCCAGCACAGGCCGAUCGCAAUGACCCAUCGUUCAGCCAGCUCUGGUAGAUAAUACCCUGUAUGUGGGCCACGAACGGCGACAUCAUGUUCCAAGCUGCCCAGGUUCUCUGUGGGGAUGAGAAGCCCUAUAAAUGCAGCGAGUGUGGGAAAGGCUUUGGCCAGGAGAAGAUCCUCCGAGAGCACCGGCGAAUCCACACAGGCGAGAGGCCGCACAAAUGCGCUCACUGCGGGAAAAGCUUCACCUGGAGCACCAGCCUGAUCAAGCACCAGCAGAUCCACACGGGCGGCAAGCUGCACGCCUGCCCCGCGUGCGAGAAGAGCUUCCGGUGGCGGCAUAGCCUCCUGCAGCACCAGGCGGUGCACACCGGCGCCAAGCCGCACGCCUGCGCCCAGUGCGGCCGCAGCUUUGUGGAGAAGCAGGCGCUCAAGAAACACGAGAGCAUCCACACGGGGGAGAAGCCCUUCACCUGCAGCGAGUGCGGGAAGAGCUUCCGGCAGAAGGGCAACCUGGUGUCGCACGAGAGGAGCCACCUGGAGGAGAAGCCGCACCGAUGCCCCGAGUGCGGGAAGUGCUUCCGGGAGCAGCGCUUCCUGGCCACCCACCAGCGCACCCACACCCAGGAGCGGCCCUUCCAGUGCGCCCAGUGCCAGAAGAGCUUCAGUGCCAAGCAGGGGCUCCGCGUCCACCAGCGCCUGCACACCGGGGAGCGGCCCUUCCAGUGCCCCCUGUGCGGGAGGAGCUUCACCGAGAGGAAGAACCUCAACAAGCACCAGCGGACCCACAGCGGGGAGACGCCCUACACCUGCGGGGAGUGCGGGAACAGCUACACCCAGAAGUACAGCCUGAAGGUACACCAGCGAACCCACAGCGGGGAGACCUCCCACACCUGCGGGGAGUGUGGGGAGCGCUUCAAGCAGAGGAACCACCUGGUGAGCCACCAGCGGGGCCACAAAGCCGGGAGCCUCUACAUAUGCGCCGAAUGUGGAGAGAGCUACAGCCAGUGGGCGCAUCUCACCGCCCACGAGAGAAUCCACACCAGGCAGAGCCAGCCAGCGCGCACUGAAUACGGGUAACAGAGGCAACGUAUCUCAGAGCAUGCCAAGGAUCCACACGAGAGCCCAUAUCCAUACACCAGUUAAAGGCCCCGGCUACGCCCCAGGUAUAGGGCAUUAGCCAGAGCCAUUCUGAAACAGAAUGCUUCCCAGAAAGGCAUCAGGACGUCUGGGCCUUCCCGGUCUCUCUAAGGACCUGAUCCAAUCAACGGGAAUCUUUCUGUUGACUUCAGUGAACACUGGAUUGGGUCUCAGUUGUGUAGACUGGGUAGAACUUGCCAUAAACCAUUUUACUAGCCAACUAGGAACAGUGAUAGGCAUCAUGCAGCAUUUACGUGGUGUCCUAGACUUGCAGGUACUUGUAAACAUCAAUUAAUUAAAAGAGGCAGAAUCCUAGUCUAGGAAGCCGUGUAGGUCAACCAGUUUUUCACACAGCCCAUAGCGGGCUGGGGAUCCAUUUGGAAGUUGUGUUCAUGCCUUCCUGGAAUAAUUUUAUUUCAGAAGAGCUCUGUCUAAAAUGUUGUCCCUCUCGGGCAGGCAGGGCCAAAGAAAUUGGUUCAAAACACAGAGAAUGCUUCGCAGAGCCAGUCCUGCUCCCGUUGAAGUCCAUGGAGAAUUUGCAGUCGAGCCCUUUAUGUUUGCUGUCUGCGCACAAUGCAUUUGGAGUAGAAAGUGCACACUUUAAAGGAAAGUGAUUCCAUUUCUAAGGCACUUAUCUCACACAAGAAACAUCUGUCUUGACAUUGAUGCUGAUGGUGUAAACAAAGCUAGAGCUGGGGCAGAGAAGACCUUUAAGCUAUAACUUUCCCUGUGUUUAGCUGAGCGGGAAAGGCUGGAUCCCCUGGCAGCAAACAGAACAGAAGCAUCUUCAGAAAAGGACAGUUGGUGAAAGAACUUCUGGGGGAUCCUGGCAAGGAUGGACCCAUGACAAGCAUCACUAACCUCCCUACUGGGUAUACUUGAAGUCUUAAAUUUAAAAAGCUAAUGCCCUCAAGGGACAGGCAGUUUGAGACGGGCAACAAACCCAAACGCACAAAAUACACCAUACAAAAACCCACCAGCCACAACUAGCAAAGAGAUUCCUCCAAUAACACAAUGUUGUUAAUGUAUGAUUGGCUCCUGGAGAAGAGCCCUGUGAUCCAGAUUCUCGCUCAUCAUGAGUGGAUGCUGGUAUUACAGUGGGGAAGGAAGCACCCAGUCCCGCCUAUUUCAUGGAGGAGUUUGAAGGGGACUUGCUGAAUUUAGCUACCAAAGAUCACCCUUUGCAUGUAGAGAAAUACCACGUAUAUGCACCACUUGCUGGAGGUGCAGGUCUUGGUGGGCCAUUUAUCAAUGACCUUGCUGGACACGAGGGAUGGGACCAAGUUCUGGCAGCCACUGGGCAGCAGAAAGCUUAGCUCGAAGCACAUGCUAAGAUGUUCAUUCUUCCAGAUUUAAGUCCAACCAGAGCAAAUGGAAGCAGAGAGUGCCAUGCUGUGAAGUAGAAGUCUUGUGGGUGAGGACACAAGGGUUUCCAUUCUGUGUCCUGCCAAUGCAUGGGCAAUUCCUAACAAGUCCUUUACUUGUUGGGACAUCGGGCGAUGAAAUUGGGUGCUGGGAAACAUCACACCAGACAAAUGCCCAAGAAAAAGAAGGUUUGAAAGGUGACCUGGGAGAUGAAUGAGCUGUAACUGUGCCAUUUGUAUGACGCACACUCAGGCUGUGAAUGCCGGCUUUCUUAGAAUGUAUUUCUAUUAUUUAUUAUUUGCAUAAUGGCAGCAGGUGCUGAGCAGUUUACGGACAGGUAUAAAGGAAAGGCUUCGCCUCAUUGAUUUUACAGUUUCGAGUUCCUGUCUACUAUAUGGUCCUUAACGCACAAACAUUAAAAUCAGCCCUAAGAGUUGCUGAUGUCCGUUCCUUACCAUUUAAUUGUGUUGAGAUGGAAGCUACUCGACCCAUUGUUCCGCAGAAAGAUGGAGCACAGAAUUCUCUUUAAAUGUGGUAUUGAUUUUCUAAUGUGGAAAGGAGAGUGAUCCUGGCAAUUAAGGUCUGUAACUCACAGCCCUAGUAAAAACAGUAAAACAUAUAUUACGGAAAAAAAAUCACUGAUCGGCCACAAGGAACAGAACCAUGAGCAAUAAUGAGCUUGGGUUAAUUAUUAUGAGGAAUAUCUUAGGCACAGAGAAUGUAUUUGGUGUUGCACAAGACACAGAUUGGUUGUCUAUAACUAACCCUAAGAGGUGCUGAUGGUCUGUAAGACGAAUAUAGAAAAGAUGAGAUGUAUUCGGAGAUUCUCUGUGAAAAGAAUAAAAUUUCCUGCAU